CUUACAUACCUUCUCCUUCCUCUCUCCCCUUCACACCCUUCUUCUUUCUAUCUAUCUAUCUUCUUUUUCUCAGAGAUCACAACAAAGCAACUAUUUGCAUCACAGUAACCACUGCAUAAUCUUGGAAAUUAGCUUGUGUAAGAGUUGGAAGUAAUAAUUAGUGUUGUAGAUCUCAACUAAAUAUGAAUUAUAUAUUUCUUCUCCUUGUCACUUUCAAGAUUAUCAAGAGGAAGUUGAUGCAGUUAAAAGAGAUUAUGGGAUUUCAAACAUCCCAUUCACAUAGUACUAAAUGGAUACCACAACCAAUUUUCAAAGCAAAGGAGGUCCCAAUUGAUGUUUAUGAAAAUUCAUUAAUCCAAAGGACCACACCGAAUUUGAUUGAUCAUUCCCAAACCAAUUCCAGCUACAUUUUGUCUGGUUAUGAUUCAUGGAUGGCAAGACACCCUUCAGCAUUGAACUCAUUUGAAAGGUUGAUGAAAACUGCCACAGAGAAAAGGAUCAUCCUUUUUUUGGAUUAUGACGGUACCUUAUCCCCAAUUGUAAAUGAUCCAGAUCGUGCUUUCAUGUCUGAAGAGAUGCGUGCUACAGUACAUGAAGUUGCUACUUAUUUUCCAACAGCGAUCAUUAGUGGAAGAAGUAGAGAUAAGGUACAAGAUUUCGUGAAGUUGAACAAUUUGUAUUAUGCUGGGAGCCAUGGCAUGGACAUAAUGGCACCAUCAGUGCCAAUUACAUCCUCUGCAGGGGAGCAUAUUGAAAUUUCCAUUAACAAAAGCUGCACUGAAGUUCCUUUUCAACCUGCCAAGAAGUAUUUGCCAGCAAUUCGAGAGAUAUUAAGAAUACUAAGGGAUGAAGUAGAGGAAAUCAAAGGAGCAAUGGUUGAGGACAACGGAUUCUGCGUCUCUGUACACUUCCGGCUGGUCCAAGAAAAGGAUUAUGGUCUGUUGGAAGAGAAAGUGAAGUCUGUGCUUGAAAAGCAUCCACAAUUUUGCUUGACAGAGGGUAAAAAGGUUAUGGAAAUAAGGCCUUCUAUAAACUGGAAUAAAGGAAAUGCUGUAGAAUAUUUUCUUGACACGUUAGGAUUAAGCAGUUGCAAUGAUAUCCUUCCUGUGUAUAUUGGCGAUGACAGAACUGAUGAAGAUGCUUUUAAGGUCAUACAGGGUAGAGAGCAAGGUUAUCCAAUCAUUGUGUCUUCAGUUCCAAGAGAAACUAACGCUUUGUACUCUUUGCGUGACCCAUCGGAAGUACAAAUCUUUUUGUCACGUUUGGCAAAAUGGAGGAAAACAGCUUACUAAAUCAGGCCUUUAAAUUUUGGUUAAAGCAUAGAUGAUCAUCAAAGGGGUAAUUUUGCCGUGCACAUAGUUACUUCCCACGAUGGUUUUGGAGAAGUGGGAUGACUGUUGUUUUGUUUUUAAGUAGUUGGUUUGUAAAAUAACCACUAUGUAUAUUACUAGCUUGUAAAAAAGUUUCAAUAAGUAAUAACUUCUAGUCUUUAUACAA
This is a messenger RNA of Vigna radiata var. radiata (mung bean), 1497 nucleotides long. Its product is annotated as probable trehalose-phosphate phosphatase C. Gene Ontology annotation, biological process: trehalose biosynthetic process. The record is from RefSeq and is a predicted model, not a curated record. Lineage: Eukaryota; Viridiplantae; Streptophyta; Magnoliopsida; Fabales; Fabaceae. Gene Ontology annotation, molecular function: trehalose-phosphatase activity. Bases 183 to 1292 code for a protein of 369 amino acids. The transcript is spliced from 11 exons.